AUGGCGACCCAAACCCCCGCCGUUGUCAUGGACAACGGUACGGGCUACUCGAAGCUUGGUUUCGCCGGCAAUGACUCCCCCUCCUUCGUCUUUCCCACCGCAAUCGCUACACGAGGACCCACAGGCGGCAGCGGUUCCUCCGGGUCCGGCCGUCCUGCGGUUGCGAACAAGCCUUCCUAUCUCACGGGAGGUGCUGGACCUGGUGGGCACCUGUCGGGAAAGCGAGGCACGGAGGACCUGGACUUCUUCAUUGGUGAUGAGGCCCUCGCCGCAGCUGGAGGAGCUGGUUAUGGUAUCAACUACCCUAUUAGACAUGGCCAAAUAGACAACUGGGAUCUUAUGGAGCGCUUUUGGUCAAACUCAAUCUUCAAGUACCUGCGAGUGGAGCCCGAGGACCACCACUUUUUACUCACCGAACCGCCACUGAACCCACCGGAGAACCGUGAAGCGACAGCUGAGAUCAUGUUCGAAUCAUUCAAUGUCGCUGGUCUCUACAUUGCUGUACAAGCUGUUCUUGCCCUGGCUGCAUCAUGGACCAGUUCCAAGGUUCAAGACCGCUCCCUCACCGGAACUGUCAUAGACUCGGGAGCAGGUGUCACCCAUGUCAUUCCUGUUGCAGAAGGUUAUGUUAUUGGAUCAUCGAUCAAGAGUGUCCCAAUUGCAGGCCGCGACAUCACCAACUUUGUUCAAUCGCUCCUCCGCGAACGUGGCGAGCCCGACUCGUCUCUGCAGACGGCUGAGCGUAUCAAGGAAGAAUACUGCUACGUGUGCCCAGACAUUGUAAAGGAGUUCGCACGCUUCGACCGCGAAUCGGACGACCGCUUCAAGAAACAUGUGGUCAAUUAUCCCAACGGCAAGACUACAACGGUCGACGUCGGGUACGAGCGGUUCUUAGCACCCGAGAUCUUUUUCAACCCGGAAAUCUACUCGUCAGACUUUCUCACACCACUGCCUACCAUCGUGGAUAAUGUCAUCCAGUCUUCGCCAAUCGACGUACGCAGAGGCCUGUACAAGAAUAUUGUAUUGUCAGGUGGAUCCACGCUUUACAAGGACUUUGGCCGACGGCUACAACGCGAUAUCCGACACAUGGUGGACGCGAGGAUCAAGGCAUCGGAAGCGAGAAGCGGAGGAGCAAAAAGUGGUGGAUUGGAGGUGCAGGUCAUCACACACAAGAGGCAAAGGCAUGGCCCGUGGUUUGGUGGCAGUUUACUUGGUCAGACACCCGAAUUCAAGAGCUACUGCCACACCAAGGCCGAGUACGAUGAGAUUGGUCCCAGCAUUGUUCGGAGGUUUGCGUUACUGGGUGGUCCGGGUAGUACGUAA
Messenger RNA from Plenodomus lingam JN3, 1323 nucleotides. RefSeq names its product Arp2/3 complex subunit, actin nucleation center (gene ARP3). The record is from RefSeq and is a predicted model, not a curated record. Lineage: Eukaryota; Fungi; Ascomycota; Dothideomycetes; Pleosporales; Leptosphaeriaceae. Gene Ontology annotation, biological process: Arp2/3 complex-mediated actin nucleation. Gene Ontology annotation, molecular function: actin filament binding. Gene Ontology annotation, cellular component: actin cortical patch; Arp2/3 protein complex.